GCAUGCGCGCCGCGCACCUCCGAGGACCCCCCCCCCCUCCCCGGUGAGCCGCCGUUAAGGGUGGCCGCGGAGGUGCCUGACGGAAAAGCGGCCCGGUUACCGGGAAUGGCGGAAGGGCCGGGCGGGCCGCAGCGCUGCCCGUACUGCCACAGGAACUUCCGGAGGCUCCGCUCGCACCUCCCGCACUGCAAGGCCGCGCCGGGCCGGCGGGGGGAAGCAGCGACUGGGAUAACCGGGCCCGAGGCGGAGCUGGCCCGGAGCCUCGACCUCCGCCCUGACGAGGCCGUGGCCGCCGCCGCCAAACUGCGCCGGGGGCCGAAAGUCGCGAUCGAGAAGCACCGAGCUGUGGUGCUCCGGGAGCCGCCCGGUACCGGUACCGGGGCGAGGCCCACACCGGGCCCCGGCCCGCAGCGAGCCACAGGCCCGGAGGCCGCCGAGCCCCGAGCUCCCGGCCCCGGUGGCUGCAGUACGGCUGAGGCACCCCCGGUGCCCGGAACCGGCCGCGGACCGAGCCCCGGGGGGCUCCUCCCGCAGCGGGGAGCGGGGCACGGAGCCCCCGGGGCUGCUUCGUGCUCCGACAGCCGCCGCCUGCCAGCGGAGGAGCCCGGAGGGGAUGGGGAAAGGACGGUUAAAAAGGAGCCAAGCGGCACGGACACAGCGGGGCCGGGUGGUACCGAGCCCCGGGGCUCCGGUUGGAGCUCACGGGCAGCGGCCGUGGGCUUGGAGUGGUUCCCAGAGCUGGCUCCCCAUUACCGGGCACUGGGCGUGUUUGCGGAGAGGCCUUGGCGGGGAGAAGUUGGGGGCCCGCCGAAGGCACCGAGGGGCGAUUUGGCAGCAGGACGGCAAGAGCCGCUCGCAGAAAGGCGCCUGCUGGACGUCAGGCUGGGGGAGCUGCCCACCUGGCUGACCACCCAGGACUUCUCGCCCCGGGGGCUGCUCGGAGGGGUGCAGAAAGCGUGGAACGGUUACUGCAACAAAUACAUCAACGUGAGGAAGGGCGGAGCAGCCGGGGUCUCCAUGCUCCUGGCUGGGUACUGCAUCCUCAGCUAUGGCUGGAGCUAUCAGCACAUCAAGCGUAAUCGCUGGCGUAAGUACCACUGAAGAAGCUGGGACAGCAAGCAGGGAACAAUCACAGCUAUUUGAUGGAGUCAGCACAAGCUCUCCGGACCAGCAUCCCACCAGGGAUUGAACCCAGCAGAGGCCCCUUCCUGCCAGAGACAGCUCGUAAAUCCUUGCUGCUGGGGGGACGCUUUCCAGCUGCCCUCCUGCAGGCAGAGGGGCGACGCUGACAGCCUGCAGCCACUGCUCUGCGGGUCAGGCAGUGGUCAGUGCUGAGAGACAGAGCAUGAGGGCAGCUCCUCAGAGCUUCGUGCAGGAGAGCUCCUGUGGUUUGCAGCAGCUCGGGUCUCUUGCUAGACAGGGCAGGGACAGGGCAGUUCCUGACACAGGCGGUUAGUAUAGAUUGAUCUACACGUGUUAGAGUGUAUCUGGCAAUAAAUUAUAUGAUUGAUUGUGGCACAGAGGGAUAAUCAGUCCCUGAAGUUAGCAGAGCUGUGCCCAGCAUUUACUUACCCCCUCCAAAAGCGUUUGCUUUGCUACCACCCCCAGGAGAAGGGUGGGCCCUGCAGAGCUGCUCCACAGAGGGGCCCCAGCACAGCACAGCACCCCUGGGACUGCCUGGACACCAAAACAGCCCCAGGAAGGAGCUCUGGGAAGGCUUUAAAGCAGCAGCACUGCGAACGCAGUGCCCUAUUUCUGGAGGAAGAAAAUCCAUUGGAUUAGCUGUCGUGCCCAAAGGGCAAACUGACAUCAGACAAACGAGGACAGUUAUGAGAGUGCUAGUUGGAGCCUGCCGUCACCCAACAUGUCUGGAAAAGCAGCGUUGGUCAUGUUGCAGGCAUGAAGGGUAAGAAAAAAGGCAACAAAAAUAGGAACUCUUUAUUCCAGGUGAGGUGCAGCAGUGUUGUGUCAGAGGUGUUUCACCAAGAACCCCCCUUCCCAGCAAUAAAAGCCUUCGUGCGUUUUCCUUUCCUGCUCA
Messenger RNA from Anas platyrhynchos (mallard), 2038 nucleotides. RefSeq names its product mitochondrial nucleoid associated protein 1 (gene MTNAP1). NCBI's taxonomy places the organism in Eukaryota, Metazoa, Chordata, Aves, Anseriformes, Anatidae. The record is from RefSeq and is a predicted model, not a curated record.